Gossypium raimondii (Peruvian cotton) is the source of this 1804-nucleotide messenger RNA. RefSeq names its product alpha-1,6-mannosyl-glycoprotein 2-beta-N-acetylglucosaminyltransferase. Gene Ontology annotation, cellular component: Golgi membrane; Golgi stack. Lineage: Eukaryota; Viridiplantae; Streptophyta; Magnoliopsida; Malvales; Malvaceae. Gene Ontology annotation, biological process: protein N-linked glycosylation; oligosaccharide biosynthetic process. The coding region runs from base 398 to 1663 and encodes 421 amino acids. The transcript has a single exon. The record is from RefSeq and is a predicted model, not a curated record. Gene Ontology annotation, molecular function: alpha-1,6-mannosylglycoprotein 2-beta-N-acetylglucosaminyltransferase activity.
AUUGUAAUGCGAUUCUUCUUUGAAACAAUUUCCGCUCUUAACCAAGUCAAUUUCUCCCUUCUACAAAUAUUUUCCUAGGCUUGCUUUGAACCCCUCAACAGAGCAAUACACACGACCUUCAAGUCUCUGAUUUUUCAUGGGUUUGGGGUUUCCCUUUAACCGCCAAAACCAUUUAUUCCAGUAGCGGCAAGGGGAGAGCACGGUAUUAAAGAAUUGUUCUUUGAGGUUUUGGGCACUUACCCUUUUACAUCUUCACCUUCUUCUGAAAUGGGUUGCUGUUACUCUUUGCCGUUUGAUUGUCUAUGAAUGUGAAUUGUUUUUAGCUUUUCUUAUGCUUGUUUUUGGAGAGAGCAAGCUUUGACUUGCAACUUGGCUGACGUCGUCUGUGUUCUGUACUAUGGCUAAUUACAAGAAACCCCGUUUCAAAGAUGCAGCUUUUAAACGUUUCCUCUCUGUAGUUUUAGGUACUCUAUUACUGGUUUCACUUUUAGUAGUUUCUCUUGGGACCAAUGCAACGCCAGGUUCAAGUGGAUUGGAUGAAGAUUUAAGUGAAAGUGUUGUUAAUAUUCAGAGUUUUAGGGAAAAACUCAACCUUCCUAAAGAGAAUGAUUUUUCAAUUCGAUUGGAGAAACAAAACCGGUUGCCCCCUAGGAAUAUAGAUCUAUAUCCAAGGUUAGCCAAAGAUCAUAUAACCAUUGUUUUAUACGUGCAUAAUCGGCCUCAAUAUCUCCGAGUAGUUGUUAAUAGCUUGUCCAAGGUUGUGGGGAUAAGUGAAACUUUAUUAAUUGUCAGCCAUGAUGGAUACUUUGAAGAAAUGAACAAGAUUGUGGAAGGGAUCAAGUUUUGCCGAUUGAAACAGAUCUUUGCCCCUUAUUCGCCCCAUGUAUUUACUGACAGUUUUCCUGGUGUGUCGUCGAAGGACUGUCAAGAAAAAGAUGAAGCUGGGAAGAAACAUUGUGUUGGGAAUCCAGAUCAGUAUGGAAACCACCGGUCUCCAAAUAUAGUUUCUUUGAAGCAUCAUUGGUGGUGGAUGAUGAACACUGUGUGGGAUGGAUUGAAGGAGACUAGAGGGCACGAUGGACAUAUUCUUUUCAUAGAGGAGGACCACUUCAUUUACCCCAAUGCAUAUCGCAACUUACAGCUUCUUGUAUCACUGAAGCCUAACAAAUGCCCAGAUUGCUAUGCUGCAAAUCUGGCACCCUGUGAUGUGAAUUUAAGAGGAGAAGGAUGGAAUAGUUUGGUUGCAGAGAGAAUGGGAAAUGUGGGUUAUGCCUUCAACCGGACUGUAUGGAGGAAAAUCCAUGGGAAGGCUAAAGAGUUCUGCUUCUUUGAUGAUUACAAUUGGGAUAUAACAAUGUGGGCAACCGUCUAUCCUUCGUUUGGCAGUCCAGUGUACACGUUACGAGGUCCAAGGACUAGUGCAGUUCACUUUGGGAAGUGUGGUUUGCAUCAGGGCCAAGGGAAGACUAAUGCUUGCAUUGAUAAUGGAUCGGUGAACAUUCAAGUAGAUGACAUUGAUAAGGUUGCUAAUAUCAGACCAGAAUGGGAUGUUAAAGUAUAUCAGAAUCAACCAGGGUAUAAAGCUGGGUUUAAGGGUUGGGGUGGCUGGGGGGAUAAUAGAGAUCACCGAUUGUGCUUGAAUUUUGCUCAAAUGUACCAUUAAUUUAACACUUAUUAUUCAACUGUCAUGAGUUGAGACUUCAGCAUCUCACUUUUCCCACUGUUGUAACUGGUGAGACCUGGAUAUUUUCUUUUUCCAAUAGUUCAGAGAAAUACAUGUAUUAGAAGUUGUUAUACUUUUGUA